Mirounga angustirostris (Northern elephant seal) is the source of this 396-nucleotide messenger RNA. RefSeq names its product small ribosomal subunit protein uS8-like. The transcript has a single exon. Gene Ontology annotation, cellular component: ribosome; cytosolic small ribosomal subunit. The record is from RefSeq and is a predicted model, not a curated record. Gene Ontology annotation, molecular function: structural constituent of ribosome. Lineage: Eukaryota; Metazoa; Chordata; Mammalia; Carnivora; Phocidae. Gene Ontology annotation, biological process: translation. Bases 4 to 396 code for a protein of 130 amino acids.
GUAAUGGUGCACAUGAAUGUCCUGGCAGAUGUUCUCAAGAGCAUUAACAAUGCCGAAAAGAGAGCCAAACACCAGGUUCUUACUAUCCCAUGCUCCAAAGUCAUCAUCCAGUUUCUAACUGUGAUGAUGAAGCAUGGUUACAUUGGCAAAUUUGAAAUCACUGAUGAUCACAGAGCUGGAAAAAUUGUUGUGAACCUCACGGGCAGGUCAAACAAGCGUGGAGUGAUCAGCCCUAGAUUUGAUGUACAACUCAAAGAUCUGGAAAAAUGGCAGAAUAAUCUGCUCCUAUCCUGCCAGAUCGGUUUCACUGUGCUGACAACCUCGGUUGGCAUCAUGGACCACAAAGGAGCAAGACGAAAAUACACAGGAGGGAAAAUCCUGGGCUUCUUUUUCUAG